Messenger RNA from Selaginella moellendorffii, 897 nucleotides. RefSeq names its product LIM domain-containing protein WLIM1. The coding region runs from base 95 to 652 and encodes 185 amino acids. Gene Ontology annotation, cellular component: actin cytoskeleton; plasma membrane. The record is from RefSeq and is a predicted model, not a curated record. Gene Ontology annotation, molecular function: actin filament binding. Lineage: Eukaryota; Viridiplantae; Streptophyta; Lycopodiopsida; Selaginellales; Selaginellaceae. Gene Ontology annotation, biological process: actin filament bundle assembly. The transcript is spliced from 5 exons.
UUUUGGGUAUUCUAGGGUUCUCUUGGCAGCGAGGUCGGAUCAAUCGAUCGAGCAGCGGGCGAGGGCGCCGGGCGGCAGUAGCAGCUGUUCUAGGAUGUCUUCCUUUUCUUUCGCCGGGACGCAGCAAAAAUGCAAGGCAUGCGACAAGACAGUCUACUUGGUGGAUCAGCUCACUGCCGAUGGCGUCGUCUAUCACAAAGCGUGCUUUCGAUGCCAUCACUGCAAGGGGACAUUGAAGCUUAGCAAUUAUGCUUCGCUGGAGGGCGUCUUGUAUUGCAAGCCCCAUUUCGAUCAGCUCUUCAAGCUCACGGGAAGUUUCGAUAAGAGUUUCGAGUCAGGACUUCUACACAAGCCCGUUGGCGAAGAAGCGAGCAAGACGCCUUCCAAGACAUCGCUCUUGUUCUCUGGGACUCAAGAAAAAUGUUUUGCUUGCGGGAAAACUGUGUACCCGAUCGAGAAGGUCACUGUUGAGAACACAUCGUAUCACAAGUCUUGUUUCAAAUGCAGUCACGGCGGCUGCACGAUAUCUCCCUCGAACUACCAAGCUCACGAAGGCCGGCUUUACUGCAGACAUCACUACGCUCAGCUCGUCAAGGAGAAAGGGGACUUUAGCAAUCUGUCCAAGACACCCGGAAAGGCAGCAGCGAAGUGAAGCGGAUGAAUCGAAGAUCACGGAAAAAAAAAAGACAGAGGAGAUUGUUUGGAGUCUACCAUUUGCAAGGUUUGAUUGAAAACGCUGCUGCCGAGGUGAGUGGUGGAUUGAAUUGUGUGAUGUAAACGAAAAGAGAGAGUAUAUAUUUCCUAGAGGUGUGGUUUCGUUUGUUUAUAAACGAGACUGUAUAAAAUCGUCGAGCUUCUCUUUUUUGUGUUCUAUGGAAUGAAAAUAAAACUUUUGUA